Dreissena polymorpha is the source of this 8381-nucleotide messenger RNA. RefSeq lists its product as uncharacterized. The record is from RefSeq and is a predicted model, not a curated record. The transcript has 7 exons. Lineage: Eukaryota; Metazoa; Mollusca; Bivalvia; Myida; Dreissenidae. Gene Ontology annotation, biological process: signal transduction. The coding region runs from base 305 to 1627 and encodes 440 amino acids. Gene Ontology annotation, molecular function: zinc ion binding.
UACUCCUAGUAUUGUGUAAACGAAAGUAAAAAUGCUACCGUUUAAAAAGUUAGUCUCGUGUAACUAAUGCAAUAGUGUUGAUACGGAUGUCCAUGCAUCUUUAACAUUAAAUACAUACACGUUAAAUGUUGUCUGAAUUCGGUGCUUGAGCGCAUUUCAAUUCAAUUAUCGUUCUUAGUGUGUAAGUGAGUCUAUUAGAUUUUCACGACAAUCUCAAGAACAAACGGAUCGAACUCAGUUAGAAGCCACAUCAAAACUACCAACUGUGCCUUUUAUCAGGUUGACAUAAUAAUCUUACUCAAAAAUGUCAAACACAACGCCAAAACAUCAAGAAUCGAGAAGGACGUCUACGCGAGGAGUUUCUAACGACAUUUACCUUUUGUAUGAUGAGUUGGACACUAACCUUGUUAUGCCCUUCGCAGAGCACUUCAGGCCCUUUUACACAGUGUUUGAUCCACAUACAGACGGUGCUCAAAAUGAACCUGAACACCGCUCAUGGUUGGAUAGAGGAAUCUACAGAUCCAAGAUGACGGUCGUGUUCUUAUCGAAACAGUCUCAAAAGAAUUCUGAAUGCGAGUUUCAGCUUGCUCAUGCGAUUAAAAGUCUCACAAAAACAAAGUACAUGCAUAGAAUCGUUGUUGUCAUGGUUGAAUUCUGUAAAAUUCCAAAGAACUUGGGUCAUUUCAAAAUCGUGUAUGCUUUUCAAAAUGAUGUAUUCGAACGCAACGUUCACCAAUUAAGGGAAGCUAUCGAAGCACCUCGUGAGACGUUUACGCGACUCGAUGUUUCCUGGAAAAAUCAUCCCAACGUCCUACAAACGGUGGUUGGUACACCGAAGCUGCAGCCCCUGACGCAGCAGGAAAUACCAAUCAAGAUUUCCCUGUUGGAUAUUAUCAGGAAUCCUCGGAAAGUAAUUGAUGUUCUUAAUAACUUUUAUGUUCGGUGUAAUAAACAAGGAUGUUCAUUCAGAUGUCGCGGAGAAAAUCUCAAAGAGGCACAUGAACACAUCAGAUCAUGUAAAUACGAAUUGGUGCAAUGUAGAUUUUGUAAGCAAAGUGUGUCUCGUAAGAACAUUAAGAAACACGAACAGAGAAAAUGCCGACGUCGCAGCGUGACAUGUCCAAACAAAGGAUGUGCCUUUCUGGGGUGUUAUGCUGACAUUGAGUCUCAUAACACGUCUUGCGAGUAUCGGAUGCAAAAAUGUCUUAACAAUUGCUACGGAUGCAAAUCCGUUUACUCAUUGAAAGAUAUCAUAAAACACAAACAAGUUUGUGAUUAUGAGAAGUGCAUCUGUACUGUAUGCAGCAAAGAGCUGUUUAAAAUUAAUUUAGAAAGACACAACUGUUUAUGUGAGGUCCACGACAAAGCAAGCCCUUUCAGCUCGGAUCUGCUGGGACAAACUAUGGCAAAACCUGAAAAAGAAAGUUCAAAAGUCGCAUCCACAUCCAGGCAUUUGUUGCGGCUUUGUCACAAUCCUGCGUGUGAUGCAAACAAAACGGUGAAAACAUGUGUACCCCGAAUUCCCAUCAUGAACCCUGUUUCCGAUGCCACUUGUUCUGUCAAGAGCAUUGGAGACGAUGACAAUUGCCGAAUGAUCUCGUCCGAUACGAUCAAACAACAAAGAUAGACGUAAUCGGGAUAUCCAACAGCUUUAUGAAUUGUAGAAGGCAAACUAACAGCAGCGGAACAUACGACAGCACACGAUACUUGUUGAAGACAAAUAGUGGAGUAAUGACAAGCGAACGACGCCGGAUAUUUAACGCAUUAGGCGAAGAUUCUUUUGAACUUCCUAAGUCGCUCUGUAGCUUUUCAGAACAUUAUUGGUUAAACAAUUAACUAUUUGUUAAUACUGAACGGCCUAAAUAAUACGAAAUUAUACUAAUUUAUGCAUUAAAAAAUUCUUUUCGUCAUAAGUAUUUUUUUUCAAAAUUUUGUUUUUGUACUAAGCAUGUUAUUUUGAACGGGAUCAUAAAGCUAAUAUUGAAGAGAAGCGUAGAAUAAUAUUUGUUUUAUAUCAAACUGCUGCAAAUUUUAAUGUUGAUUUGGUGAUAAUCGUUUCCCACAAAAACUUUGUAUUGAUUUCGUUAUUGUCAUUUGCUCGUUUAGUGUCUGUAAAAUAUUUGAAUUAUUACCAGCAGUUGCAGUAGAGCUAGUAGUACUGUUGGUUGUGGUGGUGAAGGUGUUCAUGUUGUUUUGUUGUUGCUGCUUUUGGUUUUUCAAUGUUGAUGUUUAUAUUGAAUAUUUGACAUUACGAAACCAAGUUAUUUUGAAACAUACAUGAACAUCGCAGUUGAAUACGUCGUUUAUUAUGUAUUAAAACUUAAAAAGGGGAAUAUAUAGCGAUACCAAGCACAUAGAAGUUUUCUCAAUUAUUUCAAUUUUUAACAGAGAGUAUUUAUUGGAGUCUGUCAUAAGUUUAGCAAUUAAGAUAGUGGUUUCUAUUGUUUUGAUAUUCAGUGCUAUAAAUCAUCUGUUUUAAUAAUUAUUACCGGGUUCUGCAUCGUUUAAGUCUAAAUCAAAUAGACUUAUGCAAUGAUGCAUCUUCAGUGGUGUAAACUUGUAGUGUAUGUGUGUGUGCAUAUAGGUGUAAUAUAGCAUUCGUGAUUGCGUGAUGCCUGCGCUUAUUAAUAAAUGUUAUUGUAAAAUUACAUGUUAACAAAACGGCGUUUUAAUUUUCCUUGGCCCGCCUCUAUAUGUAGAACAAUCAAAUGAUAUCUGAUGGUAUUUUUUCUCUUAACACAAUGCGUUUUAAGCUGCCCGAGUUUAUUAAAACAAAAUUCGUUAAAAGGAUAAUAAUUCACCAGUAUUAAAGUAUAGAAUUCAAUGCUAAAUAUUUAUUAAUUUCAAAAUUUUAUUUGCGUUGUGUUUUGUUUUAGCUGAUGUCAUUAUAAUUACUGUAACACUGUAUGCAAUCUUAUAUUGCAUUAUUUUAUUGUAUCACUAUAUUGCUGCAUUCUGCGUAAUGCCUUUACAUUAUUAUAUUUGUAAGUGUACCUUUUCGUAAGGUAUCAUCGUCAUGUUGACGCUUACUUUAGUCAUUUGCAAACACUUACUGUAACCCAGUAUACAAUUGUAUAUUGCAUUUUUUGUAGCAUUAUAUUGCUGCAUUCUGCGAAAUGCUUUCACAUUAAUAUAUUUGCAUGUGUACCUUUUCGUAAUCUAUCAUCUUAUGUUAACCUUACUAUAGUCAUUUGCACUUUGUAUUGCUAUGUUCACGUGUAUUAUCUAUAAUUGUAAUGGUUCCCAUUUUUAUUGUCAAUCCUUGGUGACUAUUCAUGUGCUUAUUUAUACACCCAACACAGCUUCAAAUAUCAUGAAAAUGAUACCAAACUUAUCACCAUCCUUUAUCGUUUUCUUCUUUUCUUUUCUAUCUUCUUAUCUCUCUCAUACCUCAUGCUCCUAUUCGAAGCAGUUCUGUAGCAAAAGGCGUUUUCAAAUCUUUUCGUCAACCCUGUCGCAUUAUUGCACUAUUGUCAAAUGCAACCAACGUAUUAUGUCAGCGUUUCUGGCUUAUCUUGUAUUUAUUGGAGCAUAUUAUUAUGUCGUACAUUAAACAGAGACCAGUAAACGCUGUCAUGGUUGCAUAGAGAUCACCAGCUAUGUUCUCACUAUUCAUACACUUGUUAUACGCAUGCCAAUUAUGGCUUAAUGUAACAAGCCUUUUUUCACUACAAAUUAAUGUACGCAUGUGUACAAAUAUAUCUCUGAUUAUUGAACACCCAUGCAAACAUGUCCUGAUAGGAAAAAAACAUACAUACUGACAUUAUUUUUCACAACUCGCUCCUAAAUGGUUUCUUGUGUGUCGUUCUAUGUUGUUGGAUCUCUUUAGUCUUAAUGCGAUCAGGUGAUAUUCAUCCAAACCCAGGACCUACUUUGUCUGAUCAAUCUGUUGAUACAGAUGCAAGCAGUUCCUCUUCCACUCUUUAUUCCUCAUCUGCAAGUCAUAUAAGUUUUGUUCAUUACAAUAAACAAAGUCUAAUGCAAACAAUAGAUCUUCUUUACACAGGUUUACGCGACUUUGAUGUAAUUGGGUUUACUGAAACAUGGCUUAAUAGCUCUAUCCCAUCUUCUGAUCUCCUCUUUGACGACUUCCACCAACCGAUUCGUAAAGAUCGCCCAUCAGAUUCUCAUGGUGGCGUAGCUAUUUAUGUUAAUGAAAGUAUUGUUUUUAAACGCAGACACGAUCUUGAAGUAAAUAAUGUAGAAUGUAUAUGGAUUGAAGUUUUUCCCUCAAAACAUAAAUCCAUUCUUUUUGGCGUGUUUUAUAGACCGCCUAGUGCGGAUAGGUCAUAUAUGCUUUCCACUGAAGAUUCUAUAGGGCUAGCCAGAGAUACACAAAUAAAUGAUAUUAUUAGAACAGGUGAUUUUAACAUUAAUGUUCUGGCAGACUCGUCGGCACAAAAAAUAAAUGAUUUAUGUCAACAACAUGACUUAACGAAACUUAUUGACGAACCAACACAUUUUACUGAACACACAUCGUCUAUUAUUGACUUAAUUUUUGUAAGCAAUCAGAAUAAUGUACUUAUUUAUGGAACAGGCGAACCCUGUUUAGAUCAAACUGUUCGGUACCACUGCCCGGUUUUUAUUACAUUAAAAUUUACAAAACCCAGAUGUUAAACGUUUUAGCGAUACAUCUGGCGUUACGAUAUUGGAGAUUUUCCAAAACUACGGCAAUCAAUGACGGAUACUAAUUGGGGUCUUCUUAAAUGCGAAAAUGUAGAUAUCUAUGCAGAAAAUAUUACUUAAACAGUAUUACACAUUUCAAGCACAUGUAUUCUGAACAAAAAUGUUUGUAUCCGUUCUCGUGAUAUUCCAUGGAUAAAUAAUAACAUAAAGAAACAAAUUCGAAAACGGAAACGCUUAUACCAAAAAGCAAAACAAUCCAAUAGUGAUAUAAACUGGUCUAAUUUCCGUCAUGUAAGGAAUGAGGUUGUAUUACUUUUACGCAAUUCGAAAUUAGACUAUUUUAACAGUAUUUCACAGAAACUAAAGUCUUCCGACCUUUGCGCUAAAGACUGGUGGAAAACUCUUCGAACAUUUAUUCCUACGAAAUCGAAUAACACUAUUCCACCUGUUUACGAUGACCAAACUAAUACCUUUGUAGUGGAUGACAUUAGCAAAGCUGAUAUGCUAAACCAGUACUUUGCUAGCCAGUGUUUCAUUGAUGAAAGCAACCACGAACUUCCAACUAUGCACAAUAUAAACGUUAACAGUCUUCAGUCUAUCCAUGUAACACAGGAGGAGAUCAUUGACUCAAUUAAAUGUCUUAAGAUAGGAAAAGCGUCCGGUCCUGAUGAAAUAGAUUAUCGUAUCCUCAAAGAGGAAAUGCAUCAAUUAAGUUACCCUUUGUGUGAUUUGUUUAACUCUUGUCUUAUUUCUUGCAAAAUGCCUUCUUGUUGGAAAAUCGCAAAUGUGUGUCCGAUUUUCCAAAAAAGGCGACCCAUCCUUAACGUCUAAUUAUCGACCCAUAUCACUUCUUAACACUAUCGAGAAGGUCUUUGAGAGGAUAUUGCAUAAACACAUAUUUAACUUUCUUCGUUCGAACUCAUUCUUUGCACCAACUCAAUCUGGAUUUUUGCCAGGUGACUCGACUGUCAAGCAGCUAACUUAUAUUUAUAACACAAUUUGCAGAGCCUUAGACAAUGGCCUUGAGGUCAGAGUUGUAUUUUUUGAUAUAAGUAAAGCUUUCGAUAAAGUAUGGCAUAAAGGUGUAUUAUUCAAACUACAACAAGCAGGAAUUCGAGGAAAUCUAUUAUCUUUUCUGUCUAAUUAUCUUUCUGAUCGUAAACAAAAAGUAAUAUUACCGGGAGCGCAUUCAACCCCUAUCGAAAUUCUCGCCGGUGUCCCUCAAGGCUCUAUUCUAGGGCCACUUAUGUAUCUAGUGUAUAUUAACGACAUUAUCGCCGACAUACAAGCACACAUUCAUUUGUUCGCUGAUGAUACCAGCCUAUUCAUGGUAGUAAAUUCGCCAAACAAAAUUGCAGCCGUACUGCAGUCAGACAUUGAUAAAAUAUCUAACUGGGCUGACAAAUGGUUGGUAUGUUUUAACCCAUCAAAAUCCGAAUCAAUGCUUAUAUCCCGCAAAAUAAACCAUCCCAUCCCCCAUUGACUAUGCAGAACGUUAAUAUACCCACUGUUGAUGUCCAUAAACAUUUAGGUAUCUUUUUAUCAAAUGACUGUACUUUGCAUGCGCAUAUAUAUUUCAUAAAGGAAAAGGCAUGGACACGAAUUCAUAUAAUGCGUAAAUUAAAAAUAAUUCUUGAUAGAAAGACUCUCGAGAAAAUAUAUGUUUCGUUUAUAAGACCAAUCCUGGAGUACCAAAACGAAGCAGCGCGAAUAGCAUCUGGAUGCACGCGCUUUGUCUCGCUAGAGGAUCUGUAUAAUGAGCUAGGAUGGGAAACUAUCAGUCAACAAAGACGCAAACAUAAAAUAAUAUUAAUGUAUAAAAUGCACUCUAGCAAUGUACCAAACUACUUACAAUCUCUUUUACCCGCAACAGUUGGAUCGCGUAGCAAUUACUCAUUAAGAAAUGCGUCUAAUCUCCAAACAAUUCAAGCACGAACAUCACUGUAUUCGAAUUCGUUCUUACCAUCAACUGUAUCUGAAUGGAAUAAUCUCUCCGAUGACGUAAAAAAACGCUGAAUCGAUCUAUUCCUUCAAAAGGCUUAUUAACACAGAUCGACCGAUUCCAAAUCCAUUAUUUUCCUACGGAGAAAGACGCCCUCAAAUGUUACACACGCGCCUAAGAACAAAAUGUAGCGCCUUAAAUGACCAUCUCUUCAGACGCAAUAUUAUUUCCUCUCCGCUAUGUAUAUGCGGACUUCACGAAACGACGUCACAUUAUUUUCUUGAAUGCACUCGGUAUGAACAUAUUCGCGGUGAACUUAUAAACUCAAUAUCCAUGUAUUCCUUUCCCUGCAUUGAAACUCUUUUAUAUGGAGACGCCACUCGUGACUACUUAAUCAAUACUAGAAUAGCUGAUGCAGUUCAUAAAUUUAUUACCAAGAGUAAGCGAUUUGAUUCGUAAUUUGCUACAGAAUGACUCUUAAUCCCUUUUUCUUCCCUUUCACUCAACAAGUCUUUAUAAACCUCUCUUUUUCUUCCCAAACCUCUGCUAAUCUCUUUGCUACAUUGCUCACAUGUCAAUCCGUUUUCUGUGUUUUCACACAUGAGACUCUAUACACGGAGUUUCUCUUUCUUUUACCAUUAUGGUAUUAUUGUUUAAAUUGUUUACAUCCAAUAAUGUCCGUUUGACAACAUGAAACUAUUAUUGCAUAGGGAAAAGAACUCUAUAAGACCGUGUCUUUCGUUCUUAUCCCAUUCGAACAUGUACGUAUUAUAAACAUUGUUGUAAUUCUAUGUAAACAAAUUUGCAUUGUUUGAAAUAAAUAUGUUUAAACUAAAUCAUCUGUUUUAAGGACCUAACUUGUGGAAGAUUGUGUCGUAUGUUUUCGUGCCCAACGCCGAAAACAUCUUCCAUUGAUAAUCUACUCGCUUGUUUGGUGUUUCUUCUGAUGUUUGUACAAAUAUGUAGAAUAUUUUUUCAGUUUAUACUACAGUUUUUGAAGUGUGUCUUCUAGCCAUGACGUGUUGGUAUUGGCCUUGGUUUGUGUACAAAGCAGUUAAAUGGUUUCUGUAUUAAAAGUAUAUCUGGUAUUAUAUAUAUCCAAUCAUAAUGAUAUUAAUCGAAAGAAUAAUAAAGUUCAAGGGGAUAUUCGUUAAGAAUCCGUCUGUUUCUUCGAUGCUUUAUGUUUUAUCUACAAACGUUAUAAUUUAGACAACGGGAAAACGUUUCUAGAUAACUAACGUUUAUACUAAUAAUUGAAACAAUAUAUUGAAUUCAGUAAGUAUUUACAGUUUACAGUUUUCGUCACGGUUUGUAUGUUGAGAUAAAUGUUUUGAGAACUAAUAAUAUCAAUAUUAAAACAAACAAAAAAAUUAAAACGGCUAAACAAAACUACGAAGUAAAGACAACAAUACAUUAUUGAUUAAAUAGUUCAUAGUUUUUCUCAAGUGUAAAAGCUUUUUAAGUUUACGGCGGUUAAGUUUAUUAUUUAUAUAUUCGACAUACUAAGAAAUUUGUUUUAUAACGUACUUCGUGUGUCGGGCUUAUAAUAAAUCAUAUAGUUCAUGAUUUGUAGGCAGGGUUUUAAUACAUCCCUUUUUUAUUCAUAGACCCUAUUGGAAGACAAAUAUUCUAGUGUUAUAGUGCUAAUGAAACUAAACCUAUUGUCGCAGGUUAGACUUCCAUCAUUUUAACCUUUUUUCACCAAUAUUUCAUAUUAUUUUGUUAUAUGUUUCAAUAAAAAAAAUUUGUGUUUUUGCAUAUCUAUGGCUAGUUAGAUUUUUGUUUGUUUGUUGUUUUCGUGUUGUUGUUGUUU